Molecule: messenger RNA, 2484 nt
Organism: Pseudomassariella vexata
Lineage: Eukaryota; Fungi; Ascomycota; Sordariomycetes; Amphisphaeriales; Pseudomassariaceae
Product: potassium transporter-domain-containing protein
Exons: 6
Coding region: 1-2484 (827 amino acids)
Biological process (GO): potassium ion transmembrane transport
Cellular component (GO): membrane
Molecular function (GO): potassium ion transmembrane transporter activity
Source: RefSeq, a predicted model, not a curated record
AUGGCGACGCCGGCAGUUAUCAUUGCGGAUGAAAUACAGCCAGUCAAACGCGAGAGGUUGGCUGGGGCUGGUGGUGUCUACAAUGCGCGCAGCUUGUCGCGAAGCCGUGUGCCUGGCGAUGGCCGGAGUGCCUCCCGCAGCUCCAAUGAGCGUAGCGAGCAAACUGGCGACUUCGAGGAUGGGGACGGUUGGCAGCGUGAUGACGGGCGGAAGAAGCAGGUGUUCAAGGGAACUACGUUGCUUUGGCUGGCGUAUCAGUCGACUGGUGUCAUCUACGGUGACAUCGGGACAAGCCCCCUUUACGUGUACUCAUCCACGUUCACGGAAGAACCCAACUAUAACGAUGUCCUUCAAGUGCUCUCGCUCAUCAUUUGGUCGCUGACCAUCAUGGUGACGCUGAAAUAUGUGGGCAUUGUUCUAAGAGCUGACAAUGAGGGCGAGGGCGGCACGUUCAGCUGUUACUCUUUGCUCACUCGAUAUGCCAAUAUCACUGAGCGCGAUCCUCGCGAGGCACAAUUGAUCAAGAUGGAACGCCAUAAGACCCAGGACCUACACCGCCCCAACCAAACGAUUCGCUCCAGGAUCGAGAAGAGUAAAUUUACACGUGGUCUGCUUAAAGUUGUCGGUGUCCUCGCAGUGUCCAUGGUCAUGGCCGAUGGUGUCCUCACACCAGCCCAGUCUGUCCUCGGAGCUGUUCAGGGUCUCAUCGUCGUCAAGCCAGACAUCUCUAGCCAGACAGUUGUUGGUGCGACAUGCGGCAUCCUGGUGGCCCUCUUCCUCAUCCAACCCCUGGGGACAACCAAGCUCGCCAACACGUUCGCUCCCAUCGUCAUCUUAUGGCUCGCGUUCAACGCAGCCUUCGGCAUCUACAACCUGGCCAACUUUGACCACUCGGUGCUGAAGGCGUUUUCGCCAUACUACGCCAUCCACUUCUUCAUGGAGAAGAAAACUCAUGGGUGGCGGAUGCUAGGCGGUGUGCUGUUGGCGUUCACCGGAGUCGAGGCGCUCUUUGCGGAUCUCGGCGCAUUCAGCAUGAGGGCCAUUCAAAUUAGCUGGAUGUGUUACUGUUACCCUUGCCUGUUGCUUGCGUACAUUGGUCAGGCGGCGUACAUCAGCGCUCAUCCAGACGCGUAUUCCAACCCGUUUUUUAACUCUGUUCCGCCAGGCAUGCUUUACCCGAGUCUGAUCGUGGCUGUUCUUGCCGCCAUUGUCGCUUCGCAGGCUAUCAUCACGGCUACUUUCCAGCUCAUUAGUCAGAUCAUGAAGCUCUCGUACUGCCCGCAGGUCAAGAUUGUGCAUACAUCAAAGACAUUUCAUGGUCAACUUUACGUUCCGUUCUUGAACUGGUUGCUCAUGCUGGGAACUAUCCUGGUGACUUGUGUCUAUUCCAACACGACACGACUCGGUAACGCAUAUGGGGUCUGCGUCAUGUUCGUGACCUUCUUCGACACCUGCAUGGUAACUCUAGUAUCCCUCCUAGUCUGGCGCCUCUCGCCCUUCCUCGUCUUCAUCCCCUGGCUCUUCUUCGCCACCGUUGACGGCUUGUACCUCUCCUCCUCACUAGUCAAAGUCCCCGACGGCGCGUGGUUCACCCUCACCAUCUCCGGUAUCCUUGCCUGCGUCUUCCUGCUCUGGCGCUUCGGCAAGGAGAACCAGUGGCGCGCCGAGGCUGAGGAUCGUUUCCGCCCUUCAUCUCUCAUCACCAAGGAUCCUGACGGCAAGGCAUGCCUCACAGAGCGCUGGGGCGGUGGGGCUCUUAGUAGUAUCAGGGGCCUGGGCAUCUACUUUGACAAGACGGGCGUCUUGACCCCGACUGUUUUCACACAAUUUGUUAGUAAGUUUGGGGCCAUUCCCGAAGUCAUGGUGUUCUUCCACCUGCACCCCGUCGAGGCGCCCAGCGUCGCCGGCGAUGAGCGGUAUGUGAUUUCGAGGCUUGGCGCCAUUCCGGGGUGUUACCGUCUAACCGUCCGCCACGGCUUCAUGGACGAGGUCAUCUCACCUGACCUUGCGGCGCUGAUAUACGCGCAAGUGCGCAAGUUCAUCAUUCGCCAGGCGGGUGGACACCCUCUGCCCGAGGACGUCGACGUCGACGAAAAUAACAACGUGUCGCUAUCCACGAGCUUCGACCGCGCCCUAAAGGACCGCAUCACGUUGACUGCCAGCGCCAAGUUCAGCGGGGAUGUCGACUACACCGGUUAUGAAACCGGCCAUAGUGACGCGGAAAAGGGAAAUGAUCACGGGCCACCAGAGCUGCGCGACAAGGUCGUUCGCGCCGAACUGGCAAGGUUGGACCGCUCGUAUGCGAGCAAAGUUAUGUAUGUCAUCGGCAAGGAGCAGAUGAAGAUUAAGCCAGGGACGCACAUCUUCCGGCGCAUUGUGCUGACGACUUUCUUGUGGAUUCGGGAGAAUACGAGGGCGAAGAUUGCGAACUUGAGAUUGGCUAUGGAUAGGGUGGUUGAGGUCGGGUUCGUGAAGGAUAUAUGA